AUGGGACAUAAUAAUGCGAGGUAUCACAAAGAAGCUUCGAUAUUUCUUGCCGCUGCUGCUAACGCUGGUACGAAAUUGGAGCAUCUUUACCUUGAAAGAUUUAACAUGGAUAUGCUAUUUGACGCCCACCUUGGCAAGAAUGGGAUACUUCCAUAUAAGCCGGAUCCUCGAUACCUUCGCCAUCUACAUCUCCGGGUAAUGAGGACUCCUACUUCCAACGCUAAUCGCGGAUUCAAACAACUGCUGCAAGCUACAUCCAAUCUCGAACAUCUCACCAUCUCAAAACAAUGGAAUAGCACGCAAUCGAAGAAACUGCCGAAAAUAGACUGGGACAAAAUCAUAGUGGGUCUAACAAUGCCGCAUUUGAAAAGCGUUGAUUUUUCAUCUUUGGGGGGCAGUAAAUCAUCGCUUACUGAGUUUCUUCAAAGACAUGUCAGAACUUUAAGAAGUCUAGAGCUCCGACUUUUUAUUUUAAAAGAACCUAUUAAGGACUGGGGAGAAGUUCUUGAUGGAAUAAGGAGUGAUUUGACCUUUAGGGAAGUGGGCUUGUCCUAUUUGAGAAGUCUUUUGCCCGAAGACCAGAGUAAUUUUGACAGAACUGCCGAGAUGAAACACAUUUACCAUGGCAAUACCUUUCACUUACUACUCGAAGAUCGUCUUAUGCACAAGAACCUCCUCGCUAAAGAAUCUUCUCUCGUACCCAGCGAACUAUGGCAGAACUAUAUUCUCUAUCUGACAACACAGAAACGAAAGGCAGAGGCGAGGCAGGCAGAACUUGAGUCACAAGGUCUUACGUGGGACUAUGAGAAUGACGAUGAGAUGCGGCUCUAUGCUUUUAUCAAAUAG
Molecule: messenger RNA, 846 nt
Organism: Botrytis cinerea B05.10
Lineage: Eukaryota; Fungi; Ascomycota; Leotiomycetes; Helotiales; Sclerotiniaceae
Exons: 1
Coding region: 1-846 (281 amino acids)
Source: RefSeq, a predicted model, not a curated record